Messenger RNA from Acaulospora colombiana, 198 nucleotides. Lineage: Eukaryota; Fungi; Glomeromycota; Glomeromycetes; Diversisporales; Acaulosporaceae. The record is from the annotation of a GenBank genome assembly.
AUGUCAUUGUCAGCAGUGGGAUCGGCAAACACUAAUGCACGAUCGUCCCGUAUUUCUUCGUCACAGGAAGUCAGUAUCUCCUCUCUGGUGAUCGUGUAUCGUUGCAAGCUUAAGCCUUCUGAUGUCCCUUUUCCAGCUGACGGUACGCGUCCUUUACACCUCGGUUCGCUGGCAUUCCGCUCAUAUUUACUCAUCUAG